AUGGUGUUGCUGUUUUUUUUUUUUUUCAGUGAACGGGUGAAAGAGAACCAGGAUACCUUGGAAGAGGGCACGACUCGCAACUUUAUUGACGGUUAUCUGAAGCAAAUUAAGGAGCACAAAAACGACUCCAAUACACACUUUCGGGAGCGCCAUCUACUAGGCUGUGCCUUGGAUUUCUUUACGGGUGGCGUGUCUACACCGCCUUAUGCGGCACAUUGGAUUCUGCUCGUCUGUGCCCAGAACCCUGACACGGUGCAGUCGAGGAUCCAUGCGGAAAUCGACCGCACCGUUGGUCGCAACAGACAGCCCGCUUGGAAGGACCGGUUGGAGAUGCCCUUCACCACGGCCAGCAUGUGGGAGAUACUGCGAUGGAGAACGGAGAGUUCGCUCGGGAUACCCAGAGGAGUAAAAGAAGACAUAAUCCUUGGCGGGUUCAAUAUUCCUAAAGGCACCGUGGUCUUACCAAACACCAACGGAAUGAAACGCAAUCCCGAUCUCUGGAAACGACCCGAUCACUUUGAUCCUACCAGAUUUCUAACACCAGAUGGCACUGAACUUAUUAAAAAGCCAGAAUACCACCUUCCUUUUUCAUUCGGUAAAAGAAUGUGUCCUGCGGAGUCGUUGGCUAACGUGCAGAUAUUUCUGUACACGACCUGCCUGCUGCAGAAGUACAGCGUCCAUCCCGAAGAAGGCCGACAGCUGCCCUGCCUGGAUCCCCUCGUCACAAGGGGACAUUACGCAGAUAAUCAGAAGUUGCGAUUUGUCCCUCGAGAGUGA
Ixodes scapularis (black-legged tick) is the source of this 777-nucleotide messenger RNA. RefSeq names its product cytochrome P450 2U1. The coding region runs from base 1 to 777 and encodes 258 amino acids. The record is from RefSeq and is a predicted model, not a curated record. Gene Ontology annotation, molecular function: iron ion binding; heme binding; oxidoreductase activity, acting on paired donors, with incorporation or reduction of molecular oxygen. Lineage: Eukaryota; Metazoa; Arthropoda; Arachnida; Ixodida; Ixodidae. The transcript is spliced from 4 exons.